Morchella importuna is the source of this 1371-nucleotide messenger RNA. RefSeq lists its product as uncharacterized. Gene Ontology annotation, molecular function: pantothenate kinase activity; ATP binding. NCBI's taxonomy places the organism in Eukaryota, Fungi, Ascomycota, Pezizomycetes, Pezizales, Morchellaceae. The record is from RefSeq and is a predicted model, not a curated record. The transcript has 5 exons. Bases 1 to 1371 code for a protein of 456 amino acids. Gene Ontology annotation, biological process: coenzyme A biosynthetic process. Gene Ontology annotation, cellular component: cytosol; nucleus.
AUGUCCACCACCACCAACACCCCCCCAACCCCCGCCGCCAUGUCCCCCGCCGCCCCCCCGCCAACAUCACCAACCCCCCAGCGCCCCCGCCCCCGCAAAAACACCACCUUCGAACAACUCGACCGCCCCGGCUCCGUGCGCAUCAACGUCCGCGGCGCCUUCAUCGACUCCGAAGAACCGCUCACCCCGCCGCGCACCGGCUCGCCCCCGCGCGGGCACGUCACAAAGGACAUCCGGCUGCCGCACCACAAAGCCGACGUGUCGCACAUCGCCGUGGACAUUGGCGGGUCGCUGGCGAAGCUGGUGUACUUCUCGCGCGAGCCCAACGGCGAGGGCGGCAAGCUGAGCUUCAAGAACUUUGAGACGGAGCGCAUUGACGAGCUGAUAGCGUACAUGGGCGGGCUUGUGAAUGGGAAGCGGGGGGUGAACAUCAAGGACGGUGAGGGGGAGGAGGGGAAGGGGAAGGAGGGUGAGGAUGUGCUGUAUGUAAUGGCGACGGGCGGCGGGGCGUUUAAGUUCUAUGAUGAGAUUAAGGAGGCGCUUGGGGUGGAGAUAUAUAGAGAGGACGAAAUGGAAUGCCUCAUCAUUGGCCUCGACUUCUUCAUCACCGAGAUCCCCGAAGAAGUCUUCACCUACAGCGAAGCCAACCCCAUGGCCUUCGCCGCGCCGCGCCCCGACAUCUACCCUUACCUGCUCGUCAACAUCGGCUCCGGCGUGUCCAUGGUCAAAGUGUCGGGCCCGCAGCAGUACACGCGCGUCAGCGGGUCGUCGCUGGGCGGCGGCACGCUGUGGGGACUGCUGUCGCUGCUGACGCAGGCAAAGAGCUUCGACGAGAUGCUGGGCAUGGCCGAGUGCGGCGAUAACACCAAGGUCGACAUGCUCGUGGGCGACAUCUAUGGCGGCGGGUAUGGCAAGGUCGGGCUUAAGAGUAGCACGAUUGCGAGUAGCUUUGGGAAGGUGUUUAAGAAGAAGCGGGAGGGGGAGGCGGCGGCGGCUGAGGCGGAUGGGGAUGGGGAUGGGGCAGAGGGGGCAGAGGGAGGGGAGGGGCAGGAGGGGAGAAGGGGCCGAGGUUCAGGGAGGAGGACAUCAGCCAACCACGGGCUGGAGCAUAUAUACUUUGGGGGCAGCUUCAUCCGCGGACACCGCCAAACGAUGAACACCCUCUCAUACGCAAUCAAGUUCUGGUCACGGGGCGAGCAGAAGGCAUACUUUCUGCGCCACGAGGGAUACCUCGGCGCCGUCGGCGCGUUCCUGAGGCGGCAGCCGCGCAACUGGGGGAGGAGGUAUAGCGCGGGCGAGGAGCACGGCGGAAGGAGGGUCUUUACGCCGGCUGCGGCUGGGGCUGCGGCUGGGGCGGCGGUGAAAGAAUAG